GAUUGACAGAGCUGUCAGUGCUGCUGCAGUCACUCAAACCAUGGCCACGGCACAGACCCUUCUGAUUAUUGGAAUAUUUGUUUUAGUAGGCUUUGAUGGAUGUUUCUCCGCUAGUCCUGAGGAGGAGCAGAACCCAAACUUUUGGUAUGUUAAGGGUAAAGAGGCUCUUCGUGCAUCCCUCUCCAUGACGUUCAACAUGCAUCGUGCUAAAAAUCUUAUCCUCUUCCUUGGAGAUGGCAUGGGAAUCAGCACUGUAACCGCAGCAAGAAUCCUGAAGGGACAGAUGGAAGGGAAGACAGGAGAGGAGAGUGCCCUGGCCAUGGACUCAUUCCCUCAUCUGGCUCUCUCCAAGACCUACAAUGUUGAUCAGCAGAUGCCUGACAGUGCAGCAACAGCCACUGCAUAUCUCUGUGGUGUGAAGGCAAACUAUGGCACUCUGGGCCUAAGUGCAGCCGCACGCCGCUAUAACUGCAGCACCGCUAAAGGCAACGAGGUCAAAUCAAUUCUUCAUAAGGCAAAGAUGGCAGGGAAGUCUGUUGGCAUAGUAAGCACGACACGUGUCCAGCAUGCAUCACCCGCCGCCAGUUACUCCCACACUCCUGAAAGAGGCUGGUACAGCGAUAAAGAGCUGACCUCUGAAGCUAUCGCAGGGGGAUGCAAGGAUAUUGCAUACCAACUCGUCCAUAAUACUGAUAUAAACGUUAUUUUAGGUGGUGGAAGACAGUACAUGUUUCCCAAGGAAACUGUUGAUCCUGAAUACCCCACAGUUACAGGGAGCCGAGAAGACAAAACAGAUCUCGUUCAAGAGUGGUUAAAAAACAGAGAAAAUUCCAAAUAUGUGUGGAAUAGAAAAGACUUUGAUGAUGUCAAUGAGGGCCAAACUGAUUACUUGAUGGGGCUUUUUGAGCCAUCGGACACCAGGUACGAGUUGGAACGCGACCCUUCAAUGGACCCAUCGUUGACAGAAAUGGUGGAAAAAGCCAUCAAGAUUCUUCGCAAAAACUCUAAAGGAUUCUACCUCUUUGUGGAAGAUAAGAGGAUAAUACGUGUUGUUUCCAUUGCAUAACCCUUAAGAUGUGUUGAGUGUACUUAUUUUUGUGUGUUUUCUUUCCUGUAAGUGGGAGAAUAGAUCAUGGCCAUCAUGCAGGCAAGGCCAAGUAUGCUUUGACUGAGGCUGUGGAAUUUGACAGGGCCAUUGCGCGGGCGGCUGAGCUGACAAGUGAACUUGACACCUUGUCCGUGGUGACUGCUGACCAU
Ctenopharyngodon idella (grass carp) is the source of this 1257-nucleotide messenger RNA. RefSeq names its product alkaline phosphatase, intestinal, tandem duplicate 2 (gene alpi.2). The coding region runs from base 41 to 1066 and encodes 341 amino acids. Gene Ontology annotation, cellular component: plasma membrane. The transcript has 8 exons. NCBI's taxonomy places the organism in Eukaryota, Metazoa, Chordata, Actinopteri, Cypriniformes, Xenocyprididae. Gene Ontology annotation, biological process: dephosphorylation. Gene Ontology annotation, molecular function: alkaline phosphatase activity. The record is from RefSeq and is a predicted model, not a curated record.